ACCUGUUGUGAUAUCAUUGUGCUUGGACUACGCAGAGAAUUCCUAUCUCUGGUCAGCAGUCUACCACUUACUGUCCUCUUCUCUCAACCUCAGUCCAUUGUCAACACACUACAUUAGCACCUCGAUUCUGAUUCACCGGCUUCCUCGGAAUCACUAAUAUGGCAACCAUCGACAUUCAAGCAUUCGUCUCACCUGACACAUCAAACACUUCAUAUGCAAGCUAGCAUGCUAGUCACGACAUCCUCCGGAAGCUGUUGACGCCCUAUGAGGCCCGUCAGAGCCUCGCUUGCUAGCCUUGCGCAUCAUCGAUUUGCCCAAUGUUUUCAUCCACCAAUACCUCGUGCAGGUCUUUGCGAAGACCAACGCAUGAACGCUGGCCCAGGACCUUGCGAAACAGGAAGUCGAGCCUGCCACGCUGGGUUAGGCUCCCUGUGCUCAGCAGCGGAAUGAGCGUGACUGGUCGCUAACUUGUGAGAACGACAUGGUACUUUCCGACCUCGCACCGGAUUGUUGACCACCAUUACACCAGACGACUCCCUCUCGUACCUCCGGAUAUGCCGGUGGGCUUCCAUCAAGUCAGAGGGCUCCACCUGGCUUUUCUAUCCGUAUGCACCAACACAGAGACGGCUUCGGAUUGAGGAGAUGAUCAUGAUACUUGCUCUGGUGAGUUUACCAAGGUGAGAUUAGUCAUUUUCUUUCUGAUGAUCCAAUGCUUGUUGCUCCUGCAAGGAUCAGAGCUUCAUCUGCAUGCUGGGUAAAAAAAAUUGUCUUGUGACGCAGUGAUGGUUUACCGCUUCGUAUCCGACAGGUCCGUUCACUUCCUCCGUUGGCAUAUACGAGAGGAGAAGCGAGUAGUCCUAUAAAGGACGUCAAGUUUUCCCCCUCCUCCAUCUGAGCGUCAGGAACUCAUCAAGCAAACAGCUCCGAAUUCACUUUUCCAGUAACCUCCUGUCCAAGCUAGACAGAAUCUAACCCUUUCAACAACCUUCUUUUGCCUCCAACCUCGUCACAAAUAGACACAAUGGGUAACCACGCACUCGAUAUCAACGGCUUCGUCGUGAAUGGCAAGUCUGUUGACAUCCACAUCACCACUCGAGGAUCUGACUGGAUCUUCACUGUUACCUCCAUCAUGGGUCUUCUCUUCCUCUGCAUUCUCGGCGCCAGCUUUUUGAAGUCAGUGAAGAACCGGUUCUUCUUCUACACCCUUGCUGCGCCCGCAUUCGUUGCCUUCGUUGUCAACUUCUCCAUCGCUUCGAACCUCGGUUGGACUCCCAUUGACGUCGAAUGGCACCGCUCCAACGGUGAUGUUGCUGGCAACAACCGCCAAAUUUGGUAUGUCCGCUACAUUGGAUGGUUCUUGGUCUGGCCGAUCAUCAGCGUUGCCAUCCUGCUCACAUCGAUGGUCCCGACUCUUUACAUCCUGUGGACAGUCUUCCUUACCGGCUCCAUGGCCAUUCUCGCCACUGUCGCCGCGCUUGUGAAGACCGACUACAAGUGGGCCUUUUAUACGUUCUGGCUCUUCGCCUGGCUCUUGGUCGGCUACAACUUGAUCUGGCUCCCACGCAAGUACGCCAGCAGCCUUGGCUUGGACGUCGCCCGUAUCCACAACGUCUCCUCCGGAUUCAUCUGGGGUGUCUGGGGCUUGUACCCCAUCUGUUGGGGUGUGUCUGAGGGAGGCAACGUCAUCCCUCCCGACUCCGAGCUCAUCUACUACGGCAUCCUCGACUGUCUCCUUCUCCCCGUCCUCUUCAGCUACUUCCUGUGGGCUCACUGGAACAUCGACCCUGCUCGUCUGGGUCUCGCCAUGAGAUCCUACGAGGACCCUCUCCCGGGCACUUUGCCCCACCACGAGAAGCAGCCUGUCCCUGCUCCUUCUGAGGGCGUUACCAAUGGCUCUGCUCCAGCCGAGCCCACCCCAGCUGCUGCUGUGUAGACAUGUGGCACCUAGCUAACUUCUGGUGGCCAAUAAGACGGAGGAUGCGCUUCGGAUCCUUACACACCUACCGGCACAGCACGACAACAACAACCACAACCACAUCGGACCAGAUAUGAUACCCCACCCCCCCUUCUCGAUUAAUUUGAAUGUUGAUGGAAGUAAUGAGAGAAGUAAUGCGCAAAGUAAUGGAAGUCGAAAGCAAUGCCCGAAAAAAGAGUUUGUGCUGUCUGAUGAUUCUGCGCCGCCAACUAUGACGAAAAUAAUGGAAAGGUGGUGGAAGUUUUCUUUGACUCAACAUGAUUUGAGAUACCCACUCGCUAUUAGACCGAUAUACUACAGAUGUUCUUAAUUCUAAUCCUUGAUCAAUUGUUA
This is a messenger RNA of Exophiala oligosperma, 2308 nucleotides long. RefSeq lists its product as uncharacterized. The record is from RefSeq and is a predicted model, not a curated record. The transcript is spliced from 2 exons. Lineage: Eukaryota; Fungi; Ascomycota; Eurotiomycetes; Chaetothyriales; Herpotrichiellaceae. Gene Ontology annotation, cellular component: endoplasmic reticulum; plasma membrane. The coding region runs from base 1022 to 1933 and encodes 303 amino acids.